UCGUGACAUACUCAGAAUGUUACGGCGUCAUGGUGCUUAUAGCUACAAACACAUGUUGGUGUCGGACUCUGAAACUGAGUCCGAUAAUAGGCUUACUGAAAUUGCUGUUGCUGGUGGAUCAAGGAGAAGGAACCCUAGAGGGAAGAGAAACAACGGAAAGGGGAAGAAAUCGCUUUCAGCUGACGAAGCUGACGAAGUUGCUAGACCAUUCAAGUCCAAACACACUAGUACUCUUGAUCGAGAUGCUUUAGUGGAGCUUGCAAAGAAAUACCAAGAGCACAUGAAGAAAAUUCCUCUUCCAACAGGUCAUCUGGACGCAAUAGUGUUUGUGAAUUGGAAAGGUUUGGCCCAAAACUUGAAGCGAUUGUAUAGACAACCGUUACAUUAUCUUACUUACAUGCUUUGUAAGGAAUGGGAUAAGUCAAGAUUUGGAAGUGAAGAUGAAGGGAAGCCAUUGAAUACCAUUUUGAGUUGGCGUGACGCUGAAGACGCUAUAUGGAAAGUUGAAACAGUUCAUAGGACUUGCACUUCACCAAUUCAUCUUGCAAUGCUUUGGCUUGGUGACCCAGAAUAUCAUGUUAUUGUCAAUGAAGUUAUUCCAUCCCGUUCAAGUUGAUGAAACAAUGCCCCUUUCAUAAAAUCUAUGUCGUUCAAAUUAGCAGUUACUGCUAGUAAUUUAUGUAUCUCUUCAACUUUACUUCUUUAAUGGUAAUUUGCUUUGACAUUUUGGAUGUAACCGUGGUUUAA
Molecule: messenger RNA, 747 nt
Organism: Cajanus cajan (pigeon pea)
Lineage: Eukaryota; Viridiplantae; Streptophyta; Magnoliopsida; Fabales; Fabaceae
Source: RefSeq, a predicted model, not a curated record